AUGUUUGCAACAAGAUGCUUGAUUCUGCUGGCCUGCUGGACGCUCCUCCAGGGCGUCGUGGCUGUCCCAGAUGUUGCGCUGGAGCAGCCCGGCCUCGAGGAUCGUCGUCAAGAAGAGCGUGGCUUUGGCUUGCAGGAGCGCCACAACCAUCCUGAACUUAUAAGCUCGCUACUUUCUGUGUUGACUGAGGAGAUCUCUACAAAAGGCCCAAAGCCUACAGCCCCUGGUGGAGGAGGUGGUACAGUCCCCGGUGGUGGCGGUGGUACUACAGUCCCCGGUGAUGGAGGUGGUACAGUCCCCGGUGGUGGCGGUGGUACUACAGUCCCCGGUGAUGGAGGUGGUACAGUCCCCGGUGGUGGCGGUGGUACUACAGCCCCUGGCGGAGGAGGUGGUACAGUCCCCGGUGAUGGCGGUGGUACUACAGCACCCGGCGGAGGAGGUGGUACAGCCCCUGGCGGAGGUGGUGGUACUACAGUCCCUGGUGGAGGUGGUGGCACUACGGCCCCUGGCGGAGGUGGUGGUACUACGGCCCCUGGUGGAGGAGGCGGCACUUCACCCACUGGCGGGGCUACCACGACAACUGGACCUGCUCCUCCAACUGGCGGCAAUGUUAGUCCUCCCCCAAGCGGAACCACUCCGCCAUCCUCUCCUGGUAUAGUCACUGAAACCACCAACACUGGUCAGACAUCUCCCAUUACUAGUGAGCAGCCAGGCACCACGCACACAUCUCCCGCUGGAGGUGGUAGCGUGCCUCCUUCUCCACCCAGCGUUACCACUGGAACCGAAGCACCACCGGUUUGUCCUACUCCAUCCACAUCCAAGGAGACGACGGUGGUCCCGGUGACAGUCACUUGUCCCGCUGCCAUAGUGAGCACCACUACCGUCACCGUCACAGCUGGUUCGGCCGCGGGCACGGGAGAAGCGUGCUGUCCUUGCCCCACUGAAAGUCCUGGCGGAGGUAUUCCCCCGGUCAGCCCCACUGGCGGAGUCCCUCCAGCUGAAAGCGUGGAAACCUCAGCUAUCGGCAGCGCGACAACCUCAGUUAUCCAAACCAGCGUAGUCACCCCACCUGGCGGCGCGACAGCCUCAACUAGCCAUACCGGCGUAGUCUCCCCAACGGGCAUCCCGACAGCCUCAACUAGGCACACCGGCGUAGUCUCCUCAACUGGCAUCCAGACAGGCUCCCCCACCAGAACCAGAACCAACACCUUGACGCAGACCCUGACCCAAACCCGAACAUCGACGCCACUCAUACCAACCACCAGCAGAGAGCGUACUACAGCCGCAACAGCCUCGCCCUCCACACCAGCUACCCUCGUGACUUUGCCUACGACACCUGCGCAUGUAUCUCCCGUCACACCAGGGGGAUCGCGUAUCACUCCACGAGCAAAGAUCAACCCCGAUGUUAUUCGCCGGCAGCUAUUUACCAACACGACAGCGACGGCCCUCUUCACCAACACGUCUAUUGUCCACAAUGCCACAACUAGUGCAUUGAACCUCACUCGUGUUGCGACGGAGACUGCCACCGAGCCUGCGCCCGCUUUCCUGCCUCGCUUUCAUCGUGGACGGAAUCGUGGUUAG
Messenger RNA from Penicillium verrucosum, 1581 nucleotides. Its product is annotated as putative extracellular threonine rich protein. NCBI's taxonomy places the organism in Eukaryota, Fungi, Ascomycota, Eurotiomycetes, Eurotiales, Aspergillaceae. The record is from RefSeq and is a predicted model, not a curated record. Bases 1 to 1581 code for a protein of 526 amino acids. The transcript has 2 exons.